Capronia coronata CBS 617.96 is the source of this 1524-nucleotide messenger RNA. RefSeq lists its product as uncharacterized. The coding region runs from base 1 to 1524 and encodes 507 amino acids. Gene Ontology annotation, molecular function: transmembrane transporter activity. Lineage: Eukaryota; Fungi; Ascomycota; Eurotiomycetes; Chaetothyriales; Herpotrichiellaceae. The transcript has 5 exons. The record is from RefSeq and is a predicted model, not a curated record. Gene Ontology annotation, biological process: transmembrane transport.
AUGGCCUCGUCUGAGAAAGCCGCCAUUGCGGACACCACCAAGUCAGCAUCGGUCAGCGACCAAGUCGACAAAGGCGACGUCGAACAAACCACAGCCGAUGUCAAUCUGAAGAGAACGAAGGAUGGCAUACUUCUCGUCCCUCAACCGACCGAUGACCCUGAAGAGCCUCUUAAUUGGAGUUUCGCCAAAAAGCAUGGUGCUCUCGUGGUCCUGGCAUUGGGCUCCUUCUUCGUCAAGUUCACCGCCACGAUUCUGGCUCCCGGGGCACAUUCCCUCGCCAAACAAUUCCACGUCACUGCCAAACGAGCGGUCUACAUUGCCAGUGCGUCCUCGAUCAUGCCUGCCGUUGCGCCAUUCUUCUGGAUUCCUAUGAGCCAUCGAUAUGGACGACGUCCGAUGCUGAUGGCGGGAUCCACCAUGGCCAUUGUGUUUGCCCUCAUCAUUGCGCGGGCCGACACUUAUGCCCAGGCCCUUGUCUGUCGUCUCUUCAUGGCCUUUGGGGCGUCUUCCGCCAUCUGCAUUGGCCCCGCCGCCAUUAGUGACAUGUUCUUUCUGCACGAGAAAGGAACGCGCAUGGGCUUCAAUACCAUCCUCCUGAUUACCGCCCCUUACCUGGGCGGCGUCGUGGGUGGUUCGAUCAUGUACAAUCCCAACCUGGGCUGGAGAUGGACAAUGUACAUUGCUGCCAUUCUCCUCGCUGGGCUUCUCAUCUGCCAGUUCCUGUUCGUUCCGGAAACUAUUUUUGAUCGAGCGCUGGCCAAGCCCGUCCAUGAAAAGCCCCCGCCAACAAUCGCUGCUCGACUUGGCUUUCGCAGGCCGACCGCCACCCGGAAUGAGAACUGGGGGCACACUUUCACCCGGCCGUUCGCCAUGUUUGCCUACCCCGCCGUUGUCCUACCGUCGUUCUGGUUCUCGGUGACGGCCAUGACCGAGGUUGCCAAUACCGCCGGCUUCCCUUUGAACUUUGGCCCAGGAAGCCGCUGGCAUUUCAACACACAAGAAAUCGGCUUCUGCUCUUUUUCCGGGUUCAUCGGUGCCAUAGUGGGCGAAUUCUUCGCCGGCCCGCUGUGUGAUCUGGUGGCGAAGCGACACUUGAACAAGGGAACUGCAUGGAAGCCCGAAUAUUUGCUGCCCCUGACCAUCAGCGGGCUCAUUACCGUUCCCGCUGGUCUAUUACUCUAUGGGUUCGAGCUGCAGUGGCCGACCGGCUGGGCUGCCGCCUUGACGGGAGUCGCCAUUUUCACGGCAGGACAGGAGAUCCUGAUGACCGUCCUCAUGACCUACAUGACCGACUGUUACCCUGGCUCGGCCUCGGAGGUCUCGAUUGUGUUUCAGUGUCUCCUCAAUGCCAUGGCCUAUCACCCGCCCUUCUACGUUCCGCAGUGGAUAGCGGAGCCAGGCGGAGCUAAAGUCCCCUACAUUGUCUUUGCCGUGCUCCCGGUGGUGUUUUUCCCCUUAACCAUUGGAGUUCUCAUGUGGAAGGGACCCCAGCUCAGGGCUCGUGGUCCGUGGUUUACGAUUUAG